This is a messenger RNA of Tricharina praecox, 481 nucleotides long. RefSeq lists its product as uncharacterized. Bases 56 to 268 code for a protein of 70 amino acids. The transcript has a single exon. The record is from RefSeq and is a predicted model, not a curated record. NCBI's taxonomy places the organism in Eukaryota, Fungi, Ascomycota, Pezizomycetes, Pezizales, Pyronemataceae.
UUUUCUUUCUUUCUUUCUUUCUUUACGAAAUCGUCACCGAUUGAAGAAAGAAAAAAUGAAGCGGUCGUGGAUACUGGUACCAGCGCUGUGCUGCUGUUUCUUCUUCUUCUUCUCGAACAGCGAGCUCGAGAGUCGAGGAUCAGAAACGCAACUACAGUACCUAACUGCAGUAACCUCAUACGAGCGGCCACUCGCCCCGCUCGCUCCCCACAUCGCGGCGGAGCCAAGAUCUCGAGGCCGGAGGAUCUCACAGCGUCACUACCGGUAGGCAUGUACCACUAUAUAGUCACAUAGAGUAGGAGGCACCUAGGUGAAGCAGCAAAGAUCUAGCCCAGCCCAUCUCGCAGAGCGGAGAAUUCAAACUGCGGAGAAGAAGAAGAAGAAGAAGAAGAAGGAGAAGGAGAAGAAGAACAUAGGUAUCAUACAAACGUAAGCACCAUAAGCACCGUAAGCACCGUAUGUACCGUAUGUAUGUGUGUAU